UCCCAAUAUAACACUCAAACCAUAGAUAACGACAUCGCAAUCAUUCAAUUAAGCCGACGGCUAGUGUUGGGUCGACUAAACUCGGGCUCAAUUUGUUUGCCCACAAAAUCAAACCGAUUAUCAGUUGGCGAUGCGCUGACAGUAAUGGGUUGGGGGGUCACCGAUACGGCCACUCAUUCAUCACUUCUCAGGACUGUAGACAUACCUAUGAUCUCACUAAACAAGUGCCGCAAACAAUACAAGCAUUUGCCAAAAGUGUAUAAAAUUACUGAUAACAUGAUUUGCGCCGGUUUUGCGUCGGGAGGAAAGGAUGCCUGCAGUGGCGAUUCCGGCGGACCUCUUGUUAAAUGUUUUGACGGCAAUACAUAUGUAUUGAUUGGAAUCGUGUCGAAAGGCUUCGGCUGCGGGCGACCAGAAAAGGCCGGCGUCUAUACCAAUGUUGCCAAUUAUGUCGAUUGGAUUUACGCUCACCUAUGA
Molecule: messenger RNA, 477 nt
Organism: Medioppia subpectinata
Lineage: Eukaryota; Metazoa; Arthropoda; Arachnida; Sarcoptiformes; Oppiidae
Source: the annotation of a GenBank genome assembly